This is a messenger RNA of Drosophila navojoa, 6506 nucleotides long. RefSeq lists its product as uncharacterized. Gene Ontology annotation, biological process: regulation of transcription by RNA polymerase II; negative regulation of DNA-templated transcription. NCBI's taxonomy places the organism in Eukaryota, Metazoa, Arthropoda, Insecta, Diptera, Drosophilidae. The record is from RefSeq and is a predicted model, not a curated record. Gene Ontology annotation, molecular function: transcription corepressor activity. Gene Ontology annotation, cellular component: transcription regulator complex; histone deacetylase complex.
ACAACAACAAGAACAAUAAGAACAAGAACAAGCACCACCACCAACAACUACAACAACAACAGCUAGAAAAAGAACAAGCACAUCAACUGCGUCAAGUGCGACGAUGGCUGCCAUAAAUACGGUACCUAAGAGCAUACACCUGCCUUUGACGAAUCUGAGCGCAUCGCGCGUGCUGAUGUGCAACGCAUCUGUGGGCAGCGAGGGUUCCGUAACACUGCAACUCAGAGAUGCGAGCGCUUUGGAGACAGCCGCCAGCAGCACAACGACAGCAACAACAGCAACUGCAGCAACAGCAACCACUUCGUCAUCAGGCCAGGCCAGCCAAGCGAAUGCGUCGGGACUAACGUCGGCAUUAGAGAAUGCGUUGACUAUCGGCUAUCCGGAUCCGGACAUGUUAGCAGAUGUCUUGGGCACCAUACAGACGGCCUCUCUUAAGAACAAACAAAGCAGCAAUAGCAACAGCAACAGCAACAGCAGCACAGCGUCGAGCUCUGGCAUUCGCCUGAACAGCCCCAAUAGGAUAACGAUAACGCGACGCAGCGCCAGCAACAAGAUUAGCGUGCAGACCGUGAGUGCCUCCACGAAUACGACCAUCAGCAGCAUCGGUGGCAGCAAGACCAACUACAUUAAGAACUGUCUAAUACGCAGCAGCAGCUGCAGCAACACGGCCACCAAUGUCACGACGCUGGCACAGAUUAUGAGCAACAGCAGCACCAGCAGCGCCGCCAGUUUACUCAGUCAGCACAACAACAACAGCAACUGCAGCAACAGCAGCAAUUUCAGCAACGCCUCGUCCGUGGGCAGCAGCAUUAGCAUUAGCAGCACCACCAGCAGCAGCACCACCAGCAAUCACAGCAACAGCAACAGCAGCAGCCACAGUCACAGCAACAGCAACAGCAACAGCAACGACAGCAACAGCAGCAGCGGCCACAGUCUAAGUUUCAAGAGCAACGGCCGACAUGUUGGCAACAUAGUGACAACAGCAGCAUCCACUAACACCACUGCAACUGGCAUUGGCAUAAUCACAGUCGACCCCGCGCCCCGAAAGAGCCGACCGAAGCUAUCCUCGCCUACGCGCCACGGCCCCCAGCAGUGUCAGAUUUGCAGCAAGAUCUUUGGAAAUGCCUCGGCACUAGCCAAGCACAAACUGACGCACAGCGACGAACGGAAAUACAUUUGUGCGCUCUGCUCGAAGGCAUUCAAGCGGCAAGAUCACUUAAACGGACACAUGAUGACGCAUCGGAACAAGAAGCCCUACGAAUGCAAGGCGGAGGGCUGCGGCAAGUCCUAUUGCGAUGCUCGCUCCCUGCGCCGGCACUCGGAGAAUCACCAUGGAGGUGCGGCCACUCCCAACAACAACUCACUCUCGCCGACAACCAGCACCAACUGCGGCAGCGGCAGCAGUAGCAGCAGCGGCAGCGUAGGCGUGGCCACCAGCUCGCUCAGCCUGUCGCCGGCCACGGCGAGCGGCGAUGCCAGCUCCCCGGACGGUGCCACCUGCAUUCGCACCUACAUUUCCACAGGCAGCACCGUGGUGGACGCAGCCACCGGCAUUGCGCUCUCCGACGAGCAGAUCAAGGCCAUGAAUCUGCCCAUUAAAACUGGGGUCACGCUGCUCUCGCCCACCACAUCGACAUCGUCGAACGCAUCGUCCACAGCCUCCUCGUCGUGCUCCGCAUCGGGCAGCAACGCCAGUGGCAACGGCAACGGCAGCGGCAGCGGCAGCGGCAACAGCAGUGGCAAUUCCAACGGAAAUUCUGUCGUCACCAACUCACCCACAAUUACGCUCAGCGAUGGCACCACGCUCGAGGGCGAUGGAUUGACGCGCGAGCAACUGGAUCUCAUCAGCAAGAUCAUGCAGCAGACCAAGCAGACCAGUGCCCAGGUCACGGUCUCCUCCCCCACCAGCGUCAGCUCCUACAAGAUCAAUACAGAGACAACGCAAGUGUCCUCACGCCCACGCACCUGGAACAUGCAAUUGCUCAAUAAUGCACAGAAUGUGACUGUGACUGUGGAGGAUGGCACCGAGCUGGCCGGCACGGCGUCAGGCUCACCCGACGAGCUCAAGGACGAUGAGCUGAGCCAGCAGCUGGUGGCCGCCAUUAAUCCGCAUCUGCUGAACAUCGUCAAGAUCGACAAGCCGGUCGAGUGCAAUCUGUGCCAUCGGAAGUUCAAGAAUAUACCCGCCCUCAAUGGGCACAUGCGCCUGCAUGGCGGGUACUUCAAGAAGGACCCAGAAACGAAGCGCAGCGAGAAGAAGGACUCGAAUGGGCCCCCGCUUCAGACCGCCAGCAUAGGAGUGCGCGCUCUGAUCGAGGAGAAAAUCAUCAGCAAGCGAAAGGACAUAACCAAGGGCGCCUUUGUGGUGCCUGCACCACCGAGCACCUCGUGCGGCAGUGGUAGCGCUGGAGUCUGCAGCAGCAACAGCAACACCCUGCGACGCUCGAUCAGCGACCUGGAGAGCCUUCUCAACCCCAAGUGCAGCAGCACCAGCCUGAGCCAGGCGCUCUCCACCAGCAGCAGCACCACCACAGCGGUGCUGCCCGCAGCAACCACAAUCAAGAGCAGCAACGGGCUAAGCAUACAACAGAUUGGCCUGCCACAGAGCAUCGAGAUCUUCAGCGGAGGCCACAGGCAGCCAAAGACCCUCAGCUUGGGCAGUGGUGCCAACACCAUCACCAUAACCACCAACAACGUGCCUACCACAACCACAAUGAGCGCCCUGACGGCACUGAAGGGCGGCGGCACCAUCAACGGCCUCUCCAGCAACGUGGACCCCAAGGACUCGACAUUGAUUGAGCUGCUCAAGCGGGGCACGCGCAUCGCCGUCGCCUCCAAGAAGACGCACAUGCAGUCCCAGAACAGCACGAAUCUCCUGCUGAGCAAUGUGACGGGCACGGAGCUGACUACGAUUGGCAGCACUCUCCAGACCACCGGGCGACAGAUAAUAACCAACAACAACCGCACCGUCAUCAUACCCUCGGAUGUGCAUGUGGUGUCCACUAAGAGCAAGCUCGUCUCCACCCAGGCAAUCACGGCCAGCGACAGCAGCAAAAUCAACAGUAGCAACAACAGCUGCAACAACAGCAGCAGCAGCAGCAAUGCCACGUGCUCCUCCAGCAGCAUCUCGUUGCCGGACGGCACUCCGCUCUCCGUGGCCAUUGCGAACAGCCAGGAGAAUCUGGGCGUCAGCGAGGCCAGCAGCAUUACGAGCGGGGGCGGUGUUUACACAGUGACCUACACGAGCGAUGCGGAUGCAUCGGACCUCUUCGACGACGCUGAGGUGUACAAUGUCUCGGAUACGGAAAUGCUGCUCCAAACGGUGGACACUAUGGAACUGCUCAAUGAUGAGGAGGAUGGGGUGAACAAGGCGGAACAUUCCGAUGACUUUUCGCUGCUCAGCGAGGCCGGCGAGGCUGUGCACACGCAGCUGGUCAAGACGGAGCCGGGACUAACCAGCACAACGAGCAGCGUCAACAAGACGACGCCGUUGCCCACCUUCCAGCAAUUCCAUUCCAAGGAGAUCAUCAUGCAGAACAGCUCGCAAAUUCAGGCCAUUGCCAACAUGCGCAACGGCAGCAAUCUCGGCGUGCUCUCCUCGCCCCUACAUUCGCCCAUAGCCUAUCCGACGCCGCCGUCCAGCCACGAGAAUAUGGCACAGUCCUCGCCCUUCAUAGAGGAUGCUGCGGCUCAGUUUGUGGACGCCAGUCACACGUUCUUCGGCGACAAGACAGACUUCUCGCACGUCUACUUCAAGACAGACGGCGGCGACUCCCUGCAGCAGCUCACCGAGAACGACAACGAGAAGAUACUCAAGCUGAAGACGGUGCUGGAGGAGAGCAGCUUCGACCCGUCCAUUAAAGUGGAGGAUCUGCUGAGCGGCACCGAGGAUGAUGCUGAGUGCGAUCUCCGCGAGUUUGCCGAGACGAAUCUGUCGUUCCUGGACGAGGAUCAGGAGUUCCUGAACGACUCGCGCAACGCCACCUCCCCGCUAUCCGAGUCCUUCUUCACCAGUGGCAUUGGCUCUGCCGAGGACGUUAAGCAGGUGCUGCGCGAGGUGCUGCCCGAGGAGAAUAUCCAACUGCAGCUGAGCAGCGAGCAGCAGGGCGAGAACAUCAUUGAUCUUUACUACUUGCCCGGCCUUGGUCUGCAGUCCCAAAUGAUGCCCAACUCCGAUGAUCCGCUGUUGUCCUCCUCGCCCCGCGAGUUCGGCCAGCAGCGCCAAGUGCUGCACGCAGCAACAGCUGCAUCUACUACAAACGUGCAGCCCAUGGAGCAGUUGCAGUCCACGUCUGUGCUUUACGAGCAGCAGCAGCAGCAGCAGCAACAGCAACAGCAGCAAUUGCAAUUGCCACAACUGCCUGCAAUUCAAAGCGAGCAACAACAGCAACAGCAGCAGCAGCAAACAGAUUUUGUGCUCACCAACUUCUCGCCUGUGAACUGUCAAUCCCAGUACAUGGAUACCAAUCAGCAGCAGCAGCAGUCGAUGAUGCCGCAGCCCUUGAAUAGCCUGCUGCAGCCGAUGCUUUUUGGCAGCACUGGCGCUGGCAGCAACAAGCCCGCAUUUAGCACGGCUCAGGCGACUGCACUGGAUGCGAGCCUGCUCUUCGUCUGCGACGACUCCAAGAGCAACUGCAGCAAGCCCAUGCUGCCCGCUUUGUCCGCAGCAGUUCCGACGCCCGUCGUCACUGCUGCCUCGAGCGUGGCCAAUCUGCAGCCGUUGUCCAAUCAGACGAAUUCCAUACUGAAGCGGCGCCUGCGCUCCAAUGGGGCGCAGGAUGUGCACAAGUUCUCGAAAUUCCACACACUCUCGCCGCACCGCUCCAAGCUGCGCAAGCCCUCGCGGACCCACUACACGCCGGCCCCAAUACUCAACCCCGAUCGCAAGGGCACCGGGCUCUACUGCAACGUGCGCAAGCAGCUGGGCCAGGGUAUGUUCGAUGUGUUCGACGAUGACUUUGGCGAUCCCGUGGGCCUGGUGGACUUCUGCGAUGAGUCCAAGGUGAAUCUCGGGUCCACCUAUCAAGCGCAGAUCCCAGCCUGCAGGGCGCCAGAGGAGUCCCUCAAGGAGCCCAUGUGCGCCGACCUCAUGUGGGACCCCAGCGUCCAGCUGGACGACAAGAUUCUGAUGCGUUACAUAGAUCUCAGCAAGUCAUCGGCCGUGCCCAUGGGCAGCCAUUCCGAGGAGGUGGCCCUACAGACGCUGCUCGACGCCAAGGGCAACUCGGCGGCAGCGGUGCUCGCUCUACUGCAGAUGCAGUCCAGCGCAUUCCAGAUGAAGUGGACAGCCUACGAGCUGGAGCAGUUUCUACGCGGCCUCGAGAAACACGGCAAAGACUUUGGCAAAAUCGCAAGUGAGCUUCACACAAAGACUUCUGGCGAAUGCGUGCAAAUGUAUUACUUUUGGAAGAAACUCUGUGUGGAUUACAAGGUGUCGCAUCUAAAAAUGGAGCCAGCUCCUGCGACCGUCCCAGCGGUGGAGCAGAAGCCCUACGUGUGCGAGAUUGCCGACUGCUCGGCGAGCUUCAGUUCUAAGGCGGCGCUGCAUGGUCAUGUUCGCAUACACGCUUAUGGUAGAAAUGCCAGCAACAAUAAUAGCAGCAACAACAACAGCAACAGCAACAACAACCAGCAUGCCACGGCAACUAGUGCCAACAACAACCAUAAUUCCAGCAACCACAGCAACAACAACAACAACACAAAUAGCAGCAACGCAUGCACUACCUUGACUAGCAGCAGUCAACAGACUAGCAACAAUGCAACAACAACCAUAGCACAUAGUAGUGGCAAUAACAAUACCACCGCGAACAACAACAACAACAACAAUAAUAUGAGCAACAACAGCAACAGUAUCGCUGGCAUUGCCACACACCCAACGAUGCUCUCAGUGGCAAGCACAGCAUUAGCAACAGCUGCAGCAUCAGCCGCAACAGCAGCUGUUGCCGGCGCAGCAACAACAGCCGCAUCGUCAACAAUGAAAGACAGUAGCAACAGCAACAAUUCCAAUAUGCCCAAGGACACUGAAUUUCCCUGCAAGGUGUGCGGCAAAGUCUUCAAUAAGGUGAAGAGCCGCAGCGCCCAUAUGAAAACGCAUCGAGUACAAGAAGCGGAACAACUAGCCAAUUCCAAACAGCAAUCAUCCACACUUGUUGUUGCCGUUGCCACAACAGCAGCAGCAGCAGCAGCAGCAGCAGCAACAUCCUCAGCAGCAGCAGCAAUGGCCACAGCAACUUCCUAGACUAACUAUGGACAGCGAGCAGGAAGGCCUCAGCAUCGAUUGACAAUCGCGUUAAGCAAGCAGCAAGCAUUGCUUACAACUUUUAGAAUAUAAUUAAAUUAAUCGAUACUCGACCGGAUGGAUGCGAGUUCAAUGUGUAUAGUUAAGUAAAUGAAUAUCGUAAUUUCGAUGUAUUCAAAAGUUAAAGGCAUUUUUCUCAUCUUCACACUCUCUUCCUAUCUAAUGACCUACCCAACUAUCUAUCUAUAGAUCUAUCUAUCUAUCUAUC